This is a messenger RNA of Sinocyclocheilus rhinocerous, 1336 nucleotides long. RefSeq names its product tetraspanin 9b (gene tspan9b). The record is from RefSeq and is a predicted model, not a curated record. The coding region runs from base 304 to 1023 and encodes 239 amino acids. The transcript is spliced from 8 exons. Gene Ontology annotation, cellular component: plasma membrane. NCBI's taxonomy places the organism in Eukaryota, Metazoa, Chordata, Actinopteri, Cypriniformes, Cyprinidae.
GUCACGCCUCUCCAUCUUUCCUGCUACACUGUUUCCGUUCGUGGGAAAACUUACUGCCAUUCCCAUUUUUUCGAGCUCCGGAACUUUUUUUUUUUUUUGACUACCAUGAAAUCAAAGGUCUGCUUACCGAUAGUUUAUAAGCGUUUUACUUAUAUCGGUCACAGUUAAAACAGUCUUUACCUCCAUAUAUAUAGGCUACAAAAGCAAACGAAAGUGAGGAGAGUUACUUCGGAAAUAAGAAAGCAAGUCGGAAAACAUAAGUUGUGCUUCCAGUAAGGUCAGUAAGAGUUCGAGAAGCUGAAGAUGGCUCGUGGAUGCCUGUGCUGUGUCAAAUACAUGAUGUUCCUCUUCAACCUGCUGUUCUGGCUGUCGGGCUGCGGGUUGUUAGGUGUGGGCAUAUGGCUGUCCGUUUCUCAGGGCAGUUUUGCCACAUUCUCCCCCUCCUUCCCCUCCCUCUCAGCUGCCAAUCUGGUCAUUACCUUGGGCUCCGUCGUCAUGGUAACGGGCUUUCUUGGUUGCCUCGGUGCCAUCAAGGAGAACAAGUGCCUGUUGCUGAGUUUCUUCAUUGUUCUGUUGAUUAUUCUGCUGGCAGAGCUGAUUUUGCUCAUCCUUUUCUUUGUGUACACGGACAAGGUGAGCGAGAACGCUAAGCAGGAUCUUAAAGAUGGCCUGAGUCUCUACAACACGGACAAUAACAUCGGCCUCCGCAACGCCUGGAACAUUAUCCAAGCUGAGUGGCAGUGUUGUGGGGUAACUGGCCACACAGACUGGCAUGAUGCCCUGCAGGAGAAAACAGUUCCAGACAGAUGCUGCCAGGAACACUACAGAGAGUGCGGUCGCAAUGCCACUAACGUCUUCUGGUCACAGGGUUGCUAUGAGAAGGUUGAGGAAUGGCUGAACGACAACAAACAUUUGCUCGGAACCAUCGCGAUGUGUGUGCUGGUCUUACAGCUGCUCGGGAUGGCAUUCUCCAUGACCUUGUACCAGCAAAUCCACAGGGCGGGAAAGAAGUAUGAUGCCUAGAGGAAACCCAGUGUUACACUACAAAAAAACUCUCAGAAUACCUAAUGUAUUGUUUCAAGCCCCGCUUCAUGCCAUCACAAACUAUUACCAGUGAAAAUGAAGCUGUAUUUUUUUUCUAUCAGAUUUAAUUAUGUAGAACAGAGUGUAGAUAUUUUUGCUUGGCUGCUGAGGGGCUAAUUUUUUUGGGCCUGAGGGCUAACAGCAACUGUAAGAUGAAAACUAAUGAAGGGAAUACAUUGUGAGAAGCAGUUAUGGAUGCAGCUGUUAAGCCAAACAGUCUUGGAAAUAGUCUGAUAGUGUAUGAACUGUAAAA